AUGUAAGAAAUUUGAAUUCAACAGGUAGCAGUCCUAAUACACUAUCAACAUCUCCAAACACGGGUGCUUCUUUAACACCUAAUAGCUUGAGGAGUCAAUCAAAGUCACCCACAAACUUGGGACUCUCACCUACAAAUUUGGGACUAUCACCUACAAACUUGGGACUCUCACCAACAAACUUGAGUCACUCACCUACAAACUUGAGUCACUCACCUACAAACAUGGGACAUUCACCUACGAACCUGGGAAAUUCACGCACUGGUCCGUUUAAACCAGGGUUACCGACAAAACCGAAUCAACAUCUCGGUUCACAAAAUGGACGAUCGCAAACCUUUGAUGUUCAACGUGAUGUUCAUCGUGAUUCCGGAGAAUAUGACUAUAAACCUGCCAGUAACAAUUAUAAUCAAGUACAAGAUCGAAUAAGUGACCCGUCAUCUUCUAGUUCUAUAAAUCGUGUACAAUUCAUGUCAUCUCUUAAACGUUCUAAUUCGAUAAGCUCUUUGAAAUCGGUUGCCAGUAUUGCAGUAAUGAGAGAGACAAUCUAUGAAUCACCUCCUUGUAAAAUAUUCUGUUGGAUUAAUGGCAGCUGGAGUCCUUUGACAACAAAAGAUAUAUGUGCAGUAGAAGUACGAGUAACAACUAUGAAUAAAGGUUGUUGGGCUAUUUUAUUAAAAAACAGUAACCGUAUGGUACUUAACGCUUGGAUUCAUCCUAAUACUACGAUAAACAGAGAUUCAGAAACUAAUGUUAGCAUUUCAUGUGACAUGGGAUUGAACAAAGAAUUUUAUCGUGUUUCAAUGCCAACACCUGAAGAUGCAGAUCGAUUCCUUGCAAAUUUACAUAAAGUUAAGCAAUUACCUGUAGAGAAUCCCAAUCUCUUAUCACCACAAGGAUUAUUGAAAUCUCGUUCAUCAUCAUUACAAUCAUUAAAACAAAAUGAUAGUCGUGAAGUUGGAAAAUCCCUGACAUUAGCAAUGGAAUGCCGAUGUAGAGUAUUUUUACAAAAUGAUCAUGGAAUAUGGACAAAUCUUGGAUGGGGAAAUAUGAAAUUAGAAAUUGAAUCUCCAUCACAACGAAAGAAAAUACUAAUAAAUAGUGAGAAGCAGAACAAGAAAUUGGUUGAUUCAGUUGUUCGAGAAGAUGGUGUAGAACGAGUUGGCAGAGCUGGCGUAGCUAUUACUUUGAACAAUGUAGAUAAAACGAAUAAUAGAAGAAUUAUUUAUAUGAUGCAAAUGAAAGAGGAAGCUACAGCUGUGAAAGCUUUUGGAAUUAUGAAACAAGGAAAUAGAUAA
Messenger RNA from Racocetra fulgida, 1292 nucleotides. The record is from the annotation of a GenBank genome assembly. NCBI's taxonomy places the organism in Eukaryota, Fungi, Glomeromycota, Glomeromycetes, Diversisporales, Gigasporaceae.